UUUUUUUUUUUGUUUUUUUUUGUUUUUUUUUUGUUUUUUUUUCUCUCCAAAUUGUGAGGUGUGACUAAUGUUUAAAUAUUAAAAACUAAAAAUAUAUUUAUUUAAUUGAGUUUGUGGAUAUCAUAAUGCCGGGAUGCGAUGUAAAAACAAGAUAUUUGCCAGCAACAUUUGCCUGGACUUUGCUACUAGUUACCACAUCAUUAUUUUUUUAUUAUCCAUGUCAAUUUUACAUGAAAAAAUAUCCAUGGGUACCUGCAAUACAAGGAAUAAUUUCGUUUUUUGUUUUGGCAAAUUUUACACUUGCCACAUUUAUGGAUCCAGGUGUUAUACCUAAAGCACCACCAGAUGAAGAUCGUGAAGAUGAUUUUCGUGCACCAUUAUUUAAAAAUGUUGAAAUAAAUGGAAUAACAGUGAGAAUGAAAUGGUGUGUUACAUGUAAAUUUUACAGACCACCAAGAUGUUCUCAUUGUAGUGUUUGUGAUCAUUGUAUAGAGACUUUUGAUCAUCAUUGUCCAUGGGUAAACAAUUGUAUUGGCCGUAGAAAUUAUAGAUUUUUUUUCUUUUUUUUAGUAUCAUUGAGUUUACAUAUGUUAAGUAUAUUUGGUCUUUGUUUAUAUUUUUUACUUCAUAAUAAACAAAAAAUUGGUGAAGUUGAAACAACAGUUGCAAUGAUACUCAUGGGUGUUGUUAUAUUAUUAUUUAUUCCAAUACUUGGAUUAACUGGUUUUCAUGUUGUUCUUGUAUCACGUGGUAGAACAACAAAUGAACAAGUUACUGGUAAAUUUAAUGGUGGAUAUAAUCCAUUUUCACGUGGAUGUUUUCAUAAUUGUUGUUAUACACAAUUUGGACCACAAUUUCCAAGUUUAAUUAAACCUAAAAAAUAUAUGAAAAAAAAUCGUGGAGCUUGUACAACUGAAAUAUCAACAAUUGGAAAUGAAAACCAGGUAAAAACCUACAUGGAUAGCAGCAAUGGUGUUAGAAAUGCCAGUUCAAAUGCUUAUAAUAAGACAACAACAUCAACGAGCAACUCUAAAUUUCCAUUGUCACCUGGAAGAGAUGGUUCCGAUACAGACAUGGAACCAACAGCAUCACAAUCAGCUGAUUGUGAACCAACACCACCACUUCAAAGACAUGGAUCAAAAAGUAAUUUUUUUCUUCCACCAGUUGAUGGUAAUGAUUCACCAAGACAUCCACAAUCACAAAAUCGUCAUCCAGUACAUUAUCCAAGAGGUAGUCCACAUCCAAGGCCAAGGGGUAUGAAUGGUUCACGAAGUCAUACACCAGAUGGUUUAUCACCGGAAGGAAAUGGAUCACCAGCUGGUGGUCAACAAAGAGGUCAAGGUCAAGGUGGUGGUGGAGGUGCUAGUCCAACUAUGCAACAACGAAUCAAAGCAAUAGGUGUACCCACACCUCUUGCACUUUCCAGUCCAAUUCGCAGAUCAAAUCCAGGUACACCAACACAAGUACGUCGACCAGAUUACAUUGGUGUAAAUGAAACACCAACUUACUAUGACAUACAGCAUCAUAAUAAUAUGAUGCAUCCUGGUAGUAAUGGUAUUGGUAUACCAGGUUACAGUCCACAACGACGUUUUUUAUCUGAAAGUGAAUUAAUUAGAGCAAAUGAACAUCAUUGUGCAUCACGUACAAAUAAUACAUCAGAUAAUAUUCGUGAAUUAGCUGGUUCACCACAAAGAGGUGUUUAUAUGUGGAAAGAUAAUUCACCAAUUGGUUAUACAGGACAACAAAUAACUGGUUUACCACCAACACAUCCAGGUAUACCAAUGCAAAGACAACAGUUACAACAACAACAACAACCAAAUCAACCACAACCACCAACAUAUGAUUAUUAUUGUUCAAAUCCAACAAGUCCAAUGCAACAGCAUCAACAACAACAACAACAACAAUUAUAUAGUGGUAAUAAUCAACGUGUUGCAUAUCAUCCAGCAACACGUGGUGGUGUUGCUGUAUUUCCACCUCAUCAAUCACCACAAGUUAAAAGAAAACAAUCAAUGAUAACACCAACAACACCAACAUCAACAUCAAAUGAUACUAGAAGACGACCAAUGUCAUUUGUAAGAGCAUUAGAAAUGACUGAUUCAAUGGAAAUGGUUACAGCACCAAGUGAUAAUAAUAAAUCACAAACACAAAGACCAACAACACCAACAAAUAAUGAUCGUACAAGUGUUUAUGAUAUGAACUAUGAAAUAUCAGUAUAGCCAAAAAAUUAUAAUAUCAUUAAAUCAUUAUAUGAUUAUUAUAAUUUAUGAUGAACAAUUUUUAUAAAUUAAGUAUAAAAUUUUUUGUGCUCGAAGUUGAUGUUUAAAGUAUGUAUUUUUUUUUUUUUUUUCUUGAGUGUUUAGUUAAUGUUUUGGCUGAAAAAAAAAAGAUAAUAAUAAUUGUGAAAAUUAGCGUAUUUUUAUUUGAUAUUAAAUUUUUUUUUUCUAAGAAAAAAAUUGCAAAAAUAUUAUAUGCAAUAUUUUGAGUCGUAAAAAAGUUUGUCGUUUGUAAUAUUUUUUUUUUUUUUUUCGGGCAAUGUGUGAAAGAUGUGCAUAUGUGUGUAUGAAUUAAUUUGAGUAUAAAAAAAUUAUUAAUAAAUAAAAUUAAUAACAAAGUCCAAGUAGGAAAAAACAUUGUAUAUUGUAUAUUCAUUUUAUUUUUUAUUUUUAAAUUAAUUAACUUAGAUAUUAAUUGUAAUAUUUUUAUUUUUUUUUUCUUUUUUUUUCUUCUUCGAAAAAUAUCAAUUUAAAAAACAGUUUAGAUUUUUAUACAAAUGUCAAAGUAAUUUUAUCAAUAUUAUGCACGCUGUUUACAACGAUUGACAUUUUUUGUUGUUUUUAUUUUUUGUCAUGUCUUAUUUAUUUAUGAUUUUUUUUCUUUAUCUUCAAAUAGUACAAUUAACAUGACUUGAUUACUAAAAAAUAUCAAAUAAAUAAAUGCAAAAAUAAAAUAAUUUUCUAAUAAAAUAUACCAGAAAGACUUUUAUCAAUUUUGUUUAAAUAAAUUAACUCGAGUCAUUAACGAGAAUUUUCUUGUGCAAGGAAUAAUUGUUAAAUGUAUAAAAAAAAAAAUGAAAAACGAAUUUAACAUAUAUGUUUAAUAAUAUUUAUACGUAAAAAAUAAAUUUAGAUAAAAAAAAUUAUGAGAAAAUAAAAUUUUAAAUCUCACACAAUUAUUGAGAUUAAUAUUAUUAUUAUUUUCUUAUUAUAAUUUUUAAUUUUGUUUAAAUUUAUAAUUGGUAUUUGUCAAUGUUCACUAAUACCGUUUUUGCAUUUUAUAUUUAUAAAAAAAACAAUUCAUUCGUAUACACAUAUUUGAUGUUAUUAAUUAAUUUUUUUUUUCGUCAUGUUUUUAUUGCUUAAUAUAUAUAAAUAUAUAUAAUAUAUUUUUGUUCUUGAUUUUCGUACGAUUGAAUGUAUAAAAUGAAUGAUAAUUUAAUGAUUAGAAAAUAUUAAUAUUUCCAAUAACGUGAAAGUAUAAAUGAAUUUAGUCAAACGAGAUGGCAAAAAAUAAUGAAAUGAUUAAUUACAUCAAAAUUAAUUCAAUGAAAUGAAUGGAAAAAAUAAUAAUAAUAAUAAUACAUUGUAAUAUACAGGAUAAAUUAAUUUCUAUAUUGAUAUCAAUGCUCAUUGUUACAUGAAGAAUUCCAUUUCUUCCUUUCCUUAAAUAGUUGCUUCAUUUUAUUUUUUGUUUCGAUAGCUAAAACUUUGAUUCAAUGGUAAUUAUAUUAUUUAUGUAAAUGAAAAAAAAAAAAAAAAACAAGAAAUAUAUGUACAAAAAAAAGACUUCAUGUACCAUAAUUGUGUUCUAUUUUUUAGAACUGUCGAUAAAUUUUUUCCAUGUAUUCACCGAUAAAUAUUCCGUAUUUUAUUGUUUUCCUUGUCGAUAAAAAAAAAAAAAAAGAUUAAAAUAUGUAUCAAUAAAUUUAAUUAAGCCAAAUGAACAUCAAUAAAAAAAGGAAUAAAUAUUAAUAAAAAUGAUUAAAUC
Messenger RNA from Aphidius gifuensis, 3984 nucleotides. It is a transcript of the gene Zdhhc8, whose product is annotated as palmitoyltransferase ZDHHC5-B. The record is from RefSeq and is a predicted model, not a curated record. Lineage: Eukaryota; Metazoa; Arthropoda; Insecta; Hymenoptera; Braconidae. Gene Ontology annotation, biological process: protein palmitoylation. The coding region runs from base 126 to 2216 and encodes 696 amino acids. Gene Ontology annotation, molecular function: palmitoyltransferase activity. The transcript is spliced from 9 exons.